AUGCCCAAUCGCAAUUCCAAUGUCAGUUCUUCUGUAGACAAUGAUCAAUUUCAUGACGUCCAGCAGCAGCAUUACAGCCAAAAUUCCGAUCUCGGUCGUCUCUCGCGUCUUUCAGCCAAUGCUGUAAAACUCAAUCAAAUUCAUCACAUUAAGAUCUGCGCGACGUACGACAAGAAUGGAGACGGUACGACUAUCUACGUUAUGAACGUCUACUUGCGGUACGUACAAAAGGGUCUCCCACCACCAUCGGUGUUUCAGGGUGAGAGCUUGAAAGAACAGAGAAAACGGCUGAAAAUAGAGCGAGAGAGGGAACGCCCUAUGUACCAGGUAGAGCAUCGGUAUUCGGUAUUUCGGGAGCUACGGAGACGCGUCAUGAAGACUGUCAAUGCACAAGGAGAGGACAAGUACCAUCACCAAUGCUCUUAUUGCAGCCGUGUCAAGUUUAUCGAUUCGUCGACCAUCUUUCCACCUCGCGUACCAAAUCGUGGAUUCUUGGCAUCAUGCACGGGCUGGCGGCAGAUCUGCACGUACUUCCGCAAACGCCAGCUUGAACGCUUUGUCAAUCAAAUGCUCUGGGCAGCAAAGGACAUGUCGUAUCGUACCGGAAGCGGGCGGUGCGACCGGUUUCUAUUGGUCUCGGAGAUCCUCAACUCGUUUUUAUCGGCGGCGAGCAUGGAGGCGACGGAGAAUGUGUGGUGA
This is a messenger RNA of Peronospora farinosa, 699 nucleotides long. Lineage: Eukaryota; Oomycota; Peronosporomycetes; Peronosporales; Peronosporaceae. The record is from the annotation of a GenBank genome assembly.